GGGAGGAUCCAGGACGGCUGCCAGCUGGUGACAGAAGCAAUGAUCCACUGACACACACAGAUACACACACUCACUCAGAGACACACACACACAGCCAGCAGAGAGACACGCAGGACGAAAAGACAGUAAACUCACCGCAGACAUGGCUCAGUUUUCAGACCUGGAGAAUGCCAUCGGCACACUGGUCAAUCAGUUCCACGGUGCUUCAGGGAGCAGCAGUCCAACGCUGAAAGCUGACGAGUUCAAGAGCCUUCUGUCCAGCCAGAUGCCCAACAUGGCCAAGUCGUUCCUCUCAGAGCAGGGCAUGGGUGACAUCAUGAAGAAGAUGGGCGUAAAGGACGGCGAGGGAAUCUCUUUCAAGCACUUCUGGAGCUUGAUCCAGACAGUAGCCACGAGCCAGCACAGCCUCCUCGCAGGCCAGGGGGGCUGCAAAUGCAUCCUCCUGUGAAGAGCCGCGCUAAGAGCGACACAUCCACCGCCUGGAGUCUUAACUAAACACAGUAACACAAUGUUCAUAAGCCCCCUCAUCAGGUGUCAGACAGAAUAAAAAAGGUGUAGUCUGCACACAGGACGCACCCCCAAAAAAUCAGGACCAAAAAACUACAUUAUCACUUCUUCUUCCACUACAUGUCCCAGCAUCCUUUGCACCAGUUAAAGGUACAAUCAGGCGAUUUUGCAUCGUCAGAGUCAACAAAUUCAGAUACUACUCGUGGAUCCAACGAGCAAUCGGUUUGCAAAACACGCAUUUUAAAUUUAACUGGUGCAAAAAUCAGGAGGCAUUACCCGAGUAAAAGUCACGCUCCUGCAAUCACUCCAAGUAUUUCUUCUGUUUCCCUUGUAUGAAUGUGACUCAUGGAGCCUUUCAAUGGGUUGUGUUUUUACUUCAUGAACAUGAGGAUAAACUGCUCGAUGAUACGGUAUUCAGUACAUUUUCUAAAAGCUCAAACAACAGCGUUAACACGGCCUCAGAUUAGAGAUGACACAUCACUCCACUGUUUCAAAAAAAGGGAACAAGAACGAGGUCUAAGGUGCAUUUUUUUCUCACUUUUCUGGCAACAGUCAUCUCAUUAGUUAACCCCUCGAUUGCCAAGCAUUUCGUUUACAGACAGCAAUGUAGUGUAACUAUACUUGUGAGUGAAAUCUGAUUGUAUGAGUGAUGCAUGUAAAGAGAAGUGAUCUCGUCCUGUGUGCAGAGCAGACUCACAGUUUACACACAAAGCGCUCAACCUCGUCUCAGUGUGUAGGUCAAAAACUCAUCUCAACUCCUCCUCGUAUGUCACCAUCAAAACACUUUGGAUACUUUCUAAAUGUUGGAAUAUUUUACUUUGCAACCACCUGGAGAAACAUCUCAAAAUGUGCUUAUUUCUCCCUUUGUUUUAUCAGUAAUGCUUUACCUUCUGUGAUCCUGCGUUUUCUAUGUAUUUAUGUUUUAUAAUUCCCCGUGUUCUGACCUGUGUGACGCCGAUGUAAUAAAAGAAAUCACCACCAAGA
Messenger RNA from Labrus mixtus (cuckoo wrasse), 1491 nucleotides. RefSeq names its product S100 calcium binding protein V2 (gene s100v2). The transcript is spliced from 3 exons. Lineage: Eukaryota; Metazoa; Chordata; Actinopteri; Labriformes; Labridae. Bases 143 to 448 code for a protein of 101 amino acids. The record is from RefSeq and is a predicted model, not a curated record.